This is a messenger RNA of Candidula unifasciata, 318 nucleotides long. NCBI's taxonomy places the organism in Eukaryota, Metazoa, Mollusca, Gastropoda, Stylommatophora, Geomitridae. The record is from the annotation of a GenBank genome assembly.
AUGGCCGCUUCCUCCGCUGCGGAAAAUGAGUUAAAUAUUUUACCUUCCGUUUAUGAGGUUAUGAAGAGCAUUGAAAAAGACACAAAUGAAGUUGCCCAGAAAAUGAUGGAAUUGAAGUCUCAGUUCCAGAAAGCAAGAGAGUGUAUUGAUCGACUUCCAGGUACCCAGCAUAGUCCAGAGGAGCAAGUCAGACUGAAGUCAGUGCUUCAUCAACAACUGCUUAUUAAAACUAAACUUCUGUCAAGUUUUAAAACAGGACACCAUUUUGAUUUUGAUUCCAAGACAAAUGGAGACCUGUCUAGAAACAGUAUGAACUAA